CCGAUGUUUCAGGACCUUGUUUAGACUGAAGGGCUGUUUUUCUCCAAGGUAUGACUCCUGGCAGCGCCGUGGCGGGCGAAUCCCCAAACGGUCAGAAACUUAAUGGAGGCACUCAAACUGGCCAAGUCUCAUCAGGCAGCACAUCAACAGCUUCAAAUGGAGCUUCAAACGGAAGUAACGGAAGAGACGGGUACUCUCGCCCAUCUGGCUCUAGUUCUCAUGAUGCAAGUUAUGGUGGACAAGAUGGGUCCAAAUCAGAAAUAGUUCCUCCAGGUGUAGGAGCUGGAGGAGCAGGUGCUAAUGGAGGUUCAGGAUCUAAAGUCCCUGGCACAGACGGGGGCGUCCAUUCAGUGUCCAUUUCUGUUGUGUCAUCAGGUCAAGGGUCAUCAGGCCACAUAGCACCAGGUCAUGGGUCCACAGUGAUAUCCAGCCACACGUUUGGCCGACCUUCAGCAGGACAGAUAUCAGACGGUGUGGGCGUAGUUUCCUCUGAGGUCCAAUCACAGCCUGCAGGGUCGGAGGGAUUCGCUCCACAUACAGAUGGCUCACAGUAUGAAAAUGGGGAAACCGCUCAUGAUGGAUCUCAAAUAGAGUCUCCAGAAAUCCCUGAGAUAGAAUCUAACGGCAAUGGACACAAACAGCUUCUGAAUGGAGGAGAAACAGGAUUUACAGGCUUGGAUCAUUUCAUGGCAGGCACAUCUCAGAUACAAGGAACAGGACCAGAUUACCUGUCUGUUAACAAUGCGAAUGGUGAUUAUACUCAUUCAAUCAGCACGGCUGAUAAUGGAGCCCAAUCAAAAUCACCAGCUGAUACAACAGAUUCCUCAGUAGUCUUUGACACAAUGUCACAUCCGGGUCAUUCCUUCUUAGAUUAUUCAGAUGGUGGGGCAGAUAAUAAUGGUGCAGAUUUACCUGAUACAAAUGGAAAAGGAAACGGUCGGCACAAACCUGUGGUAGACAUACAGAAAGGUGACCCUCCAGGCGUUCAUCUCGACAUCAGCGGAACAGGCCAUCAGGACGCUGCAACAGAGAUGCAUCACACAGCUGUUGGCGCGCUUGAUCAAAGUGACCACACUCUCAGUCCUUACGCUGACACGACUGGAUUUGACGGUGUCACCGGUGCAAGCAUGCAGACAGAUAUGGCAGGUGCGGCAGGUGAUCUAGUGACUCAAACAGACAUGACAGGGCAUGGACACUUAGCUGUGACAGACGGUGUGCCGAAUUACACAGCAGAUUCUGUGCGUGCGACUGGGACUGGAUUUACAGAUGCCUCAGAGACACACAGUAGCAUGGUUCAGACAGACUUACCAGUCACAGGGGAUCCAUUCACAGGGGUUUCCUCACAGACAGAUGCCAUGGGCACAGGCCAACCUGGUGCUACGGAACAGACACAGCCAGCUGUAUCAGCAGGUGAACAGUACCACACAUCUGGUCAGGGUCCUGAAGGUGCAGAAAAUGUGGAACUGGAAGAUACCUGCUGAUUUCCACAUGACGCCGCGAGUGAGGUUUCUGCGCUACAGAUUUCAGUGCACAGACCACAACUCCUGGUAGAGGAACCCUGAACCCGACCGCUAGACUUUAGCUCUCCUUCGUGUGUGUGUCCGUUUGUUUUAUUUUUGACUAUUUAAACAUUCAGAGGAUACUGUAACUUAACUUUUUAUUGCGCCUGUUUAUAAAAGAGCCCUGUAUUUUAUUCAUUGGUACAACGAAAGAAAAAAAAUAAAUCAAAGGAGUCAAAUGAAAGAGAGAAAAAUCAGGAUUUAAAACGUAUUUGCGGUGUAAAUUUAACGGUUGUUUCCCCCAUAAAUGUCGCUACUGUAUUUUCUUGCCUAGAAGUUAAAGCAAUAUUCUUUACCAAUGUCACAGAUUGUAUAUUGCUGAAUGUAUGUCAUUUGAUGAUAAUCUUUACAUUAAAUUGAACAUCUAUUUUGAACAUCAAAUUCAAAUAUUUGUCAUUUUACC
Sinocyclocheilus grahami is the source of this 1962-nucleotide messenger RNA. Its product is annotated as hornerin-like. The record is from RefSeq and is a predicted model, not a curated record. Bases 51 to 1481 code for a protein of 476 amino acids. NCBI's taxonomy places the organism in Eukaryota, Metazoa, Chordata, Actinopteri, Cypriniformes, Cyprinidae. The transcript is spliced from 30 exons.